Theileria parva strain Muguga is the source of this 941-nucleotide messenger RNA. RefSeq names its product putative integral membrane protein. The transcript has 4 exons. The record is from RefSeq and is a predicted model, not a curated record. The coding region runs from base 626 to 916 and encodes 96 amino acids. NCBI's taxonomy places the organism in Eukaryota, Apicomplexa, Aconoidasida, Piroplasmida, Theileriidae.
UUUAUACAUGAUUUUAUAAUGCUACAGAUAUCUGUAGUUAUUAGUUUGGAUGUGUUUUGGGGUGAGAACUUGUAGAUUUUUUGAGAUUCCUGAGCGAUUUAAAAUUAUAAACUCGUAAAAAUAUUAAAUUUCAUUUUUAAAAUUAUUUUAAACAAUGAUUUCCGCGUGUUUUAUGUGUGAUUUUGGAAUGAUAGUAGUAAUCUCCAGUUUAAACCUGUAAACUCUGGUGUUAUAAACUUAAAUAUUGUUUAAUAGUAAGAAAUGAUGAUUUGCGGAUGAUUUAAAGUAAUGUUUGAUAUUGCACUUGAAAUUUCCCUAGUGUAGAUAAUUUAAUUUAAAUUUCCGGAACAUUAUUUUUUCCUCCUAUUCACCGAUUUUAACACUGGAUAAUAAUUAUUUUACGGGUGAAUGUUGUUUAGUUUGUGUUUGGGCGGGUACGGUUUUGGGUGUGGAAUCAAGGAAGGUGUGUGAUGAUGCAUGUUAGUGGGCACUUGCGUCAGUUCAAAUAAACUUAUUUUACACUGAACAUUUUUACUUUUACCCCUUAAUUGUAUUUUUUUAAUCUUAUAAUUUAUUCCAUUUGUUACAAAUUUCGGUUUUACCAUUUUUUUCCACUCUGAACGCAAUGGCAGAUCUCACCAAACGCAAACCUCACUCAACUUCUUUCGUCGAUCUCACACGAUUCCUAGAUAGUGGUGUGUUGACAUUAUUUACGGUGUUGUUGUCUUGCACUUUUCUAUUUAUGUUUGGGGAGCUUUUGAGACUCAUGAAUAACCUCGAAUUCCUCAACCACGAACUCGUCAAAAAAGGACUCAAUCGCCUCUUCCCAUUCCGGAGAAACUUUGAGUUCAAUUUGACGCAUUCUCUACUAUUUUCAGUAUGCGUUUUACUUCACAGUUUCAGGAGAUCAAACUAAUCCAUAAUCUCAUACCACACAUACC